AUGCUGGACUCAGUCCAAAUAAGACGCCGAGGUGCGCUAAACUUCGAGGGUUACUAUGACCACGCAUGCGCGACGCAAGGCUUGGCCCCUCUCCCAUCCGUGAAAGCGAACCUGAGUCGGGGGAUGCUGGAUUUCAACGGAGACCUUGUCUCGCUGUCGGACUGGACGCCCAUACUAGCUUCCCUGUCCAUCAACAAACAUCUCCAACACAUUGCAAUCAGAAGCAGCUAUCUAUCAAAUCUGGGAUCACAGGGUCUUUAUCAGUCAUCCAUCAGAAAGAAGAUUCCAGCUGUACACUCCAAAGCCAUGACAUUGCAGCUGUGUAAGGCCAUGCAGAAGUGUCUGUCUUUGUCUGCCUGCCUCAAAACGCUUCACCUACAGGGGCUUCCUCUGAGAGAGAGGGAUCUGAUCAUUCUCACAAAGGGUAUAGCAAAGAGCGUGUCUUUGGAAAGCCUGUCUCUGGCCCACUGUCCAAUAGCUGAUGAAGGGUUGGAAGUGAUAUGCCAGAGUGUGAAGUACUCGUCUUCCAUCAGGACGGUUGAUUUCUCGUGUUGUAAUAUCACCUGGCGUGGAGCGGAACACAUGACCGAGAUCAUAAAGCACCAGGCCGUGAGGAGGCACAGCGUGGCGUGGGCGGAGUCUCUGCGGUACAGGAAACCAGAGUUUGAGGUGAUGGGUGGACUCCGCAGAAUCACGCUGAACGGGAACAUUCUGAUCGGAGACCGCGGGGUGACCGCCCUUGCCCAGGAACUAACCGAGGACCUCUGGGUGAAAGCUGUGGAUCUGCAGAGAUGUGGCAUUUCCAACGAGGGGGCACAAGUCCUACUGGACAUGCUCAAAACAAACAGAACUGUGUGUGUACUGGACAUCAGGAGAAAUCCUUUAGUGGACAAUGAGAUGGUUAAAGCUGUCAUCAAACAUGUCCUCAUGAACACUAAAAGCCAGGACUCACAGUACCUAUGGAUCAAGCCUCCGGCCAAUAAGGACCCUCCAAAACACUCUAGCCUCAGAAGAGGCGGGACUACAGGAAAAGGAAAAUCUACCUUCAGGAUAGGUAGUAUCAGAAGGUCGUCCACCAGCGGGACGACUAAGCGUUCCCGUCCCGGAUCUGUUGGCUACGUUCCCUGGAGAACAGCCGCGCGAGCAAGCAAACAGAGGGGUCCCCCGCCGGGCCUGACAGCACAAGAUCAUAGUUUUCAGAACGCGACGUCAGUCAGGGUUACCGUGGAGACGGAGUCGGAGUCCGAGGAGGCAGAGAGUGACUCAGAGAUUAUGCAGAGAAUCCAGGGGAAGAUAUGCAGCAGCCAGCACAGCCACCUACAAACACAGUGCAAUCGCCUCCAGGUGGAGCUGGAGGAGUGUAGACUCCGGCUGGCGGAGGAGAGGAAAGCCAGACUGGAGGCAAACUCGCGUCUGGUAGAGCUGGAGCUGGAAAACAAUCGCCUGCGUGCGUUGAAUCGCUCCUUGUCGGAGGUGCUACAGGCUCCAAACCAGAGCUCCUCAGUCUUAGAAGACGACAAAGUGCUGGACAGCAUUGAAGCGUCCUUCCAAAAGUUUCACGCCUUCCUGGACCUCCUGAAGGAUGCUGGGCUGGGCCAGUUGGCUUCCAUGGCCGGAAUCCACCAGUCAGAUUUUGGGCUGGUGGGACGACCGCAGUUCUCUUCAACGCAGAGGAGGGAAGUCGCGGGGGUGACUGACAGCACUCAGGACAAGGACGAGGAUGUGGCGAGAGGAGACGGUCCUUCUAUGCCCUCAGGGCUUCAGUCCGGUGCCUUAUUCCCUGGAGAUCCAGACUUCCUGAAGGACUCGGGGGAGCAAAGUCCCCCGGCCAAGGGGCUUCUCCUCACCACCCCUCCUUUCUCCACCUCCCCUGCUCCUCCAGAGGACCCAGAGAGAGAGAUGUACUCUCCUCCCUCCAGAGGGGCAUCAGAUUCAGAGGGAGGAGGAGGAGGAGGAGGAGGAGGAGGUGGCAGUGGAGUCUCCAACGGGAGAGCCCCUGGGUCGGACAGGUCGGCGUGUAGCCUCAGUUCCCGCAGUAAGGGCUCCGGCUCUCGUUGGGACGACGGCUCACGCAGCAGAAGCUCUCACAGCGUCAGCUCCAAGGCGCCCAGCCUGAGUCAGAACGGGGGAGCGUUUGGGAUCAGCCCCACAGAGGAGCUGUUGAAUGGCUCUGGACUGGCUUGGCGAUAG
Messenger RNA from Chanos chanos (milkfish), 2190 nucleotides. It is a transcript of the gene cep78, whose product is annotated as centrosomal protein 78. Gene Ontology annotation, biological process: cilium organization. The transcript is spliced from 15 exons. The record is from RefSeq and is a predicted model, not a curated record. The coding region runs from base 1 to 2190 and encodes 729 amino acids. Lineage: Eukaryota; Metazoa; Chordata; Actinopteri; Gonorynchiformes; Chanidae. Gene Ontology annotation, molecular function: protein binding. Gene Ontology annotation, cellular component: centrosome; ciliary basal body.